UUUGGACCCCUUGGUUUAACUGCCGUUGGGUAGAUAUGUCUGUCAUUAGCCCUGAACUGCCUGACUUGACGUUCAAUAAAGCCUUGCCGAGGAUACUAAAGUUUAUUUCAUAGCUACAUUCGUUUAUCAUUUCUAAACAACAGGCAAUGGGAAGUUAAUGGGAAAUUCUGAAGUUCCCGGACCUGACGUUUAUUUAUCGAGUGAAACAGAUGUUAUUGUUUUUUUCCUGUGGAAAUGGGCUCGACAAACUCCACCCUGUCAAAAAUUCCAAACAUCGAAGAAUUGAUGCAAGAAACGGGUUUCACCCCUGCACACAUUGUUCGACUUUAUGACCGUUUCGAAGCAUUGGACAAGGAGAAGACAGGUCAUCUCCGCCCACAGGAUUUUGGAGCCAUUAAUAGGUUGGCGAUGAACCCCAUUGGGGAUCGGAUCAUUGGGGCUUUCUUCUCUCCAGGACAGGAAACGGUGGACUUCCACUCCUUUGUGAGGAUCCUGGCCCACUUCCGGCCUGCGGACAAAAAACAUCCCAAAGAUCCCAGUAUGCCUGAACCUGUCAACAGUAGGACCAGUAAACUCAAGUUUGCUUUCCAACUGUAUGACCAGGACAAGGAUGGUAAAAUCUCCAGAGCAGAGCUUCUACAGGUGCUGCGGUCCAUGCUGGAGAUGCAGGUGACGGAGGAGCAGCUCGAGAGCAUCGCCGACCGCACCAUCCAGGAGGCUGACCUGGACAAGGACGAUGCCAUCUCUUUUGAGGAGUUCCGCAAGUCCCUGGAGAAGGUAAACAUCGACCACAAGAUGAGCAUUCGCUUCCUGCGCUAGCUAGAGUGGUUGCACUGGGUCAAGUGACCGUUCCCAGAGAUGUAGGCCACUUUGUGUCUACUCAUCCCUCCGUGGUAAAAACAAGGCUUCUGCAGGGAAAUAUGAUGACAUUACUGAUUCUUUUAACUGAAUGAUUAACACUAAAUACCUUAAAUGACUGACGAAAAUGCUGUGACUUCAUAUGUUUACUGUAUGGGGUAUGGGGCAUGGCGUAUGGGGAUCAUGUUCCAACGUAUAACUGCAUAGGACUAAUGUAUAAUUACGUAGUAACUGCUUUUAUAUAAUACAGUCAAAUGUAAUUUCAUAUUUUUUUGUAGUUGUUGCAGAACCUACAUUUUCAAUUGGGUUCGUUUUUACAAGGGCAAACAUAAGCUUUUAUGAAGGGAAGCCGAUACUUGAAGUUCACUUUUCCUUGUAAGACUUGACUGCAACGGAACAUGAGAACUAUGAAAGUGAUACAAUAUUUCUACAAAUAAAUAUUUGUGUAAAUGAUGUCAUUCAUUUAUUGAGUUGCUCAUGGGGAGAAAAGCCCAUGAAAGCUCAAGCUUGGCUAUAAUUGUGAUUCAAUAGAUUUGAUUUAGAGAGAAUGACAGUACAACAAAUCGAAUGUCUACAUUUUGAGCCAGAGUAAAGAAAGGGUCUGUUUUGUGACUGACUGGAUAGCAUUGAACUAAUGUGUGCCAAAUGUAUUUCUCAAAUCUAUGCUUUUUUUUCGUCAGAAACAUGGAAUCUUAAUUAAAUAACCCUGUUGGUA
Oncorhynchus keta (chum salmon) is the source of this 1573-nucleotide messenger RNA. Its product is annotated as calcineurin B homologous protein 2-like. The transcript is spliced from 7 exons. Lineage: Eukaryota; Metazoa; Chordata; Actinopteri; Salmoniformes; Salmonidae. The record is from RefSeq and is a predicted model, not a curated record. Gene Ontology annotation, molecular function: calcium ion binding. Bases 235 to 819 code for a protein of 194 amino acids.